AUGUCUGCCAGUCUCGAGAAGCCAGGGGAGGAGCGAAAGGCCUCCGUUACCCUUCAUACUGCUCCUGAUGUUGAGCACAUAGAGGCUCCCGUCACAUGGAAGGCCUACCUUCUUUGCGCCUUCGCCUCAUUCGGUGGCAUCUUCUUCGGUUACGAUUCCGGUUACAUCAAUGGCGUCUUGGGCUCCAAGAUCUUCAUCCACGCCGUCGAGGGUCCUACUGUUGACAAGAUCUCCGAAUCUCACUCCUCUCUGAUCGUGUCCAUCUUGUCUUGCGGAACCUUUUUCGGUGCCCUGAUUGCUGGUGAUAUGGCCGACUGGAUCGGCAGAAAAUGGACCGUCAUCAUUGGCUGCGUCAUCUAUGCCCUCGGUGUUGUUGUUCAGAUGAUCACCAGCCCCGAUCAUGCUCUUGGCCCUAUCGUCGCUGGCCGUGUCAUUGCUGGUCUUGGUGUUGGUUUCGAGUCCGCCAUUGUCAUUUUGUACAUGUCUGAGAUUUGUCCUCGCAAAGUUCGUGGUGCUCUCGUAGCUGGUUACCAGUUCUGCAUCACCAUCGGUCUCAUGUUGGCCUCUAUCGUGGUUUAUGCCACCCAGAACUACGACAACACUGGUGUCUAUCGUGUGCCCAUUGCUAUUCAGUUCCCCUGGGCUCUGAUUCUGGGUAUUGGUCUUCUCUUCCUCCCCGACUCCCCUCGUUACUUCGUCAAGAAGGGUCAGGUCCAGAAGGCCAUCAACUCUCUGUCCCGCGUCCGUGGCCAACCCGAGGACUCCGUAUAUGUCCAGACUGAGGUUGCUGAGAUCAUUGCCAACGAGGAGUACGAGCGUGCUCUCAUUCCCUCCACCACCUGGUUCGGAUCUUGGGCCAACUGCUUCAAGGGUAGCCUCUGGAGUGCCAAGUCCAACUUGCGUAGAACUAUUCUGGGAACUUCCCUGCAGAUGAUGCAGCAGUGGACCGGUGUCAACUUCAUCUUCUACUACUCAACUCCUUUCCUUCAGUCCACAGGCGCCAUCGACAACACUUUCCUGAUCUCACUCAUCUUCACUCUUGUUAAUGUGUGCUCAACUCCUCUGUCUUUCUGGACUGUUGAGAGAUUCGGUCGUCGCACCAUCCUCAUUGCCGGCGCUUUCGGAAUGCUCAUCUGCCAGUUCCUCGUUGCCAUCAUCGGUGUUACUGUUGGUUUCAACCACACCCAUCCUGAUCCCUCGGACCCCACCAAGAGUCUUGCGGAUAACAUCGCUGCCGUCAACGCCCAGAUUGCCUUCAUCGCCAUCUUCAUCUUCUGGUUCGCCUCCACUUGGGGUCCCGGUGCCUGGAUCGUCAUCGGCGAGAUCUUUCCCCUCCCUAUCCGAUCUCGUGGUGUCGGCCUCUCCACCGCCUCUAACUGGCUGUGGAACACCAUUAUUGCCGUCAUUACCCCGUACAUGGUGGGCGAGGAUCGCGGCAACCUGAAGUCAUCCGUCUUCUUCAUCUGGGGCGGUCUUUGCACUUGCGCCUUUGUCUAUGCCUACUUCCUGAUCCCCGAGACUAAGGGUCUCUCCCUCGAGCAGGUCGACAGGAUGAUGGAAGAGACUACCCCCCGGAAUUCGGCGAAGUGGAAGCCCACUAGCACCUUCGCUAACACCGUCGGAGCUGGCGACUAUAUUGAGAAGCCUGUUGCGGAGCAGGUAUAG
Metarhizium acridum CQMa 102 is the source of this 1665-nucleotide messenger RNA. RefSeq lists its product as uncharacterized. Gene Ontology annotation, biological process: carbohydrate transport; transmembrane transport. NCBI's taxonomy places the organism in Eukaryota, Fungi, Ascomycota, Sordariomycetes, Hypocreales, Clavicipitaceae. The record is from RefSeq and is a predicted model, not a curated record. Gene Ontology annotation, molecular function: carbohydrate:proton symporter activity. Gene Ontology annotation, cellular component: membrane.